Messenger RNA from Hermetia illucens (black soldier fly), 3870 nucleotides. It is a transcript of the gene Usp16-45, whose product is annotated as ubiquitin carboxyl-terminal hydrolase 45. Gene Ontology annotation, molecular function: zinc ion binding; cysteine-type endopeptidase activity; cysteine-type deubiquitinase activity. Gene Ontology annotation, cellular component: cytosol; nucleus. Gene Ontology annotation, biological process: protein deubiquitination. Lineage: Eukaryota; Metazoa; Arthropoda; Insecta; Diptera; Stratiomyidae. The transcript has 8 exons. The record is from RefSeq and is a predicted model, not a curated record. Bases 241 to 3174 code for a protein of 977 amino acids.
CUCGUCGUCUUCUGUCUCGCACGAGCGAUUGCUUAGCUUUCUUCCUACUUUCGUAUUUGUCGCGGCCCAGAGUAUUCUGUCAUAUAUUUUCUACUCAGUGCCGUACGUUCCUAACUGGGAUUUCGUCUCAACGGUCUAUCCUGAUUGCGUGCGUAAUUCAAGUGAUUGAAGUGCGUUAAUCUAAUUGGAAACUACCCCGUGUGAAGAAGAUAACAUCGUAUUCAACGACGCAGUGUCAAGAUGGUUAAAAAGAAGAGACAAAGCGAUCCGCACGAAGAUGACUCCUCAACAGAAUCCUGUGACGAGAAGGAACUGAACAAUUCUGUUGGGAAUGGAACUAUGCGCGAUUGCCAACAUAUAAAUAAAUCAGUUGAUCUAACAAAACUUAGAAAAAUAUUGAAAACAAAUGGAUUGGCCAGCGAAGUUUGUUCCGAAUGUGAAAAAAUGCCAGCUAGUAAGGUUGAUGACGCCUUCGAAUACGAUAAAACAUUAUGGCUGUGUUUAAAAUGUGGUACUCAACUGUGUGGGAGAGCGAAGAAUGAACAUGCCCUUAAACAUUACGAGACUCCACGCUCCGAUUCUCAUGCUUUGGCUCUCAAUACAACAACAUUUGAUAUUUGGUGUUAUUCCUGUGAUGCAGAAGUCAAUUCUUCGGCUCGAAAGAAACUUCUCGAGUGUGUGGAGAUUGUCAAAAAAGUUGCCCAACAGCCAAGUCCGACCACACCAAAUGGUGAUGAUAAGAUCAAAAUAAACAAUAUUGAGAAUAAAAUUUUAACAACGUUCGUUCAAAUGGAACCGCUCCUAAGUGAACCGCUAACAAUGAACAAUCAUCAAUCCGCAUCGCCUGCCUCCGUUGCUGUACCAUCGACAAGUGGCCCGCCCCCGAUUCCAGGCAUUGCUCGACGAAUACAAACGACUCAGCAACCACAACCGCAGCAAACUGACUCUUUACCUAGGGUGCGAGGUUUAACGAAUUUAGGAAAUACAUGUUUCUUCAAUGCAGUGAUGCAAUGUUUAGCGCAAACACCUUAUUUGUUAGAAGUUUUGAAAGAAUCCUCCGAACCUGGAGAAGAGUUCGUGUUACCCGGGGGCACAUUUAUUUUUAAGGAUGGCGAAGAAACUGCACUUCCUCCCAUUAAAGGAUCACUAAGUAGCUGGGGAGGGUUGACUUCAUCUCUUGCCGAAGCUUUAGAAGAAUUGCAAAGUAGCGGUGGUGUUUUCACUCCUCAGAAGCUUUUCCACAAACUGACAACGAAAUGUCCCCAAUUUCGAGGUGGUGAUCAGCAUGAUUCGCACGAGCUCCUGCGGCAUCUAUUAGAAAGUGUGAGAUCUGAAGACUUACAGCGAUACCAAAAAGUCAUCCUCCAAAAUCUUGGCUACAAGGGACAAGACAUCAACUCUGUUAGUGAUGAUAUGAAGCAAAAAUGUAAAAUCUACGGUCAACAAGCAGCCGAUCGUAUUUUACGGCCGGAACAAGUAUUUCGAGGCUUCCUGGUAUCCACAUUAACAUGUCAAGAUUGCUUCCAUACUUCCUCAAGACAUGAAAAUUUCCUAGAUAUGUCCUUACCUGUUAGUGUGGAGAAACCACAACCACCGAUUCGUCGUAAGAGUAGUCCUGAAGCUUCCCCCACUACUGUUCCUUCUAAACACCAAAUUGAAAAAGAACGCGAGAAAGAUCGUAAAGCGAAACGAGCUCAAAAACAUCAUAAUAAACGAGCGGCGGCUGCAGCAACAGCAGCAAACGUAACAGUUGCUCCUCAACCACUAGGUCUUGGUAUUGGACCAGCUGGAGAUAAUCCGCUCAUAGUAUCACCGCAAAAAGACAAUGAAAACAACUCAAAUUCCCAAUCAUCAUCAACGUCCUCUGAACAAUCGGAUGCCGAUGUAGAAGAUAAUCUCAUUGACGAUAUGCCGAAAUACGUGCAAUAUGUAAAUAGGAAUAUUCCGCCGCUUAAUUGUGAUCCGAAUGGGAACAAUCAAGCACUGAGCCCCGUGGACCCGGAGAAGCGAGAUGAUUCACCUGAAAAUCUGAACAAAGAUUCAAAUGAUGACGAGAAUGAUUCAGGCAUAGCAACAAGUCCAGCAAACACGGUCACCUUCAGCGAUCAACCUGUUCGGGGAGGAGGUUUCUCAACCAAUGGCAUCGAUAUGAAGACACCGUCGACUAAUCUGGUAUUGGAAUUAGGAAUAAGCGAACGCGGCGGAGCAAAUUUGAUGAAACAACGCACUCUUUCGUCAGAAAAUGAAGGAGAAUUAGCAUCGGGUUAUGCUCCGCCUACCUAUCAAUUAGAACAAAUGUCUCUGAAAGACAGAGAAAACUUCCUGGCUGCCAAAAACAAGAUGCGAGCGAAACGAAUUCGAACGCAAAGCCACUCUGACUGGAGUACAACAAUUGCACCCCGCUAUCAAUGCGAAGAUGGUGAAUGUUCGGUACAAUCGUGCCUGAAUAACUUCACAGCGGUUGAAUUAAUGACUGGCAACAAUAAGGUAGGCUGUGAUGGUUGUACGAAGCGUAUUAAUGGUGAAAAGGGAAAAACUAUCUACACAAAUGCUACGAAACAAUUCCUGAUAUCUAGUCCGCCCGCUGUGCUGAUACUACAUUUGAAAAGGUUCCAGGUGGGACCGCGUGGCUUCCGAAAAUUGACUCGUGCUGUAACGUUCCCUAUGGUCCUGGACAUUGCCCCUUUUUGCGGAUCAAAAGUUAAGAACCUCCCGAACAUUGAUCGAAAGCAGAAGAAAUUACUCUAUGCCCUCUACGGUAUCGUGGAGCACUCCGGAGGAAUGUAUGGUGGACACUAUACGGCCUUUGUGAAAGUCCGUUCGAAAUUCCCACUGACGGAUCCGCGCUGGAGAUUCUUGCCUCAAGGCAGCAAAGCCGAAUUGGAUCAAACUGACGAACAAAAAGCAACACUCGAUAACUUAUUGGAAAAAGAGAAAGCCCGGGAACUUCGAAUGAAGGAGAACGACAGCGACGAUUACUCAUCGAGUUCUGAAUCGUCUGACGUAGAAGCUAAUCAAGAGGCUGAAGGAGCUGUGGGCGGGUCUGAUGAGCCGGAGGUAACCGCCCCUCCGGGUAAAUGGUACUAUGUGUCAGACAGUCAUGUAAAGGAGGUGACCGAAGAUUGUGUCCUGAAAGCGCAGGCAUAUUUACUAUUUUACGAACGAAUCUACUGAAAUUUGGAAGGAAGAAAUAAUUCGUCAGAAAGCCAGUCACUCGAGGUGUUGCCCCCCCUGUGUGUUUUACUCCAUCAAUUCGGCGAUUUAUUUUAGUUUUUUUCAGCAGUUGAUAGACGAAGACGAGCCGUCACUUCUUUUCUGUUUAAUUAUUUAAGCUAAACAUUUUAGGACGUAAAUGUAGCAAAACAUUGCAAGGAAGCAAAUUACUAUGAAUGCAGAGUAUGUUUGCGUAGGACGAUCAUCAUCAUUGAAGGCGACCAUUCGCCCAUUUUUCCCCAAACAUACACCAAUAGUUACAUUAAACUACGGAGGUAUGACUUCAUUGAACUCACUCCAUUUAAUUGAAUGAAACAAGCGAAGAACUAAUGCCAAGCAGAACAGCCGGAAACAUAAAUUUGUAGAUAUUGUAUUUUUUGCAGCAACAGCAAUAUUCCCCAUUUUUUUCUCCAUAGUAAAUUUCGAAUGCUUAUUUCAUAUUUUAACAAAGAAUUGGUCGCAUUAUUUCCAUCAUUCGUGAGUGCUUAGUUAAAUUAUUCUAAUUAUAUAUAUUCAUUCGGAAAUCGGAAAUAUUCGAGAUAAUUUGCAUUAUGAGAAACGAAGGAAAAGAAAGAGGAAGCAUUCUCUUAGAGUUGAUUAUACUUUAUGAUAAAUACGAAAUGAAAAAAUUUUAAAAAAAUAUAUGUGAAAAUAUAA